UAGACUCCUGAAAGGAAAAAAAUCCCCCUAGUGGCAGCUCCAGAGGCUGGGUGUAUCAGCACGGUGAAGAAGAGGCUGUGUUUGGAUUAGGGGGUUGGGCUGCCUGCUGGUAGGAAACCUGCCGCCAGACAUCCAGUUUGUCUCCGGCGGUGCAGUGUUGCUUUCCCGCAGCAUCAGCAGCAGCGACACCGCAGCGCAGCCUCCAGCCUCACCUGCUCCUCAUCUGCGCUUCCCUCCGCCUCCGUCCAGACACAAACACUGGCGCAGCACAGAGGAAACGGACGGACAAGGACGAUCAGCUGAGCAGUCUUCAGGGAAAUAAGGGAAUAUAUAAGGGCAGUGAAAGAUGGUGAAACUGGGGAGUAAUCUUCAAGACAAAGGGGCCAAACCUGUGAGCGUGGAGGACGGCUUUCAGAACGUGCCCCUCAUCACUCCACUGGAUGUUGGCAGCCUCCAGAGCCAAGCACCUGACAAGGUGGUGGUGAAAACUCGCACAGAGUACCAAACAGAGAAGAAGAGGCUGAAGGUUCCCAAGGUGGAGGAGUUCACCAUCAGCUUUACUGACGGGGUGUCUGAGAGACUUAAGGUGACAAUUCUGAUCAUCCUGGCCCUGGCCUUCCUCGCCUGCAUCGUGUUCCUGGUGGUUUAUAAAGCCUUCACCUAUGACCAUGCCUGCCCAGAUGGAUUCAUUUAUAAGCACAAGCGGUGUAUCCCAGCCUCUCUGGAGGCCUACUAUGCUGCCCAGGAUGCCAACUCUAGGGGCCGUUUCUACACAGUGAUCAGCCACUACAGCAUGGCCAAGCAGACCACUUCGCACUCUGUCUCCCCCUGGCUGCCUGGAGAGGCAGGGGGGCAGCAGCACGGCGCGAAACCCCCGAGUGGCGAGGGCCACUGAGUUAGCUGAAUGGUUAAAGGGUGUUGUAAACACAUACAGACACAUGCAGACAUGAAGAAAUACAGACACAGGCAGAAAUAGACACAGACACACACAAACAUGUAGGUGAAUAUUUAGAAAAUAUAGACAAAAGAGACGUACAUAAACACAACAGCUACAUAUGUAAUACCAAUAUAGAGUGAAAACAUGCAUGUAGACAUAAAAGACACACAAGUCUUUACCUUGACUGCCCAUUUAUGUGCUCACUCUCUUAUGGGGGGGCAUUUCCCAUUAAACCUUUGCUCUCUUGGGAUUAUCAUUGUCUGCUGAUACACUCUCACAUACACAAAAACACACACAGUCUGCUCUCUCGUUACCAUGUUUACUCCCUUCCUCUAAGUUAUUAUUUAUUGACUGUCAUGAUAUAUUUAUUUUUUACUGUAAUGUGUGGAUGAUUUGUAUGUGAUUAUCAGGCAACUCUUUGUACAAAGGCACAAGUCAGUGCUGAAUUUCAAGCUUCUUCUUUGUGAAAUUCUCUGGAGUUUGGAGUCUUUUUUUUUUCUUCAAGUGUGUAUACUGUAGUUAUAUAUAUUCAUUCACAGCCCCUUUUCUUUUCUUGCCUUUCUUGUCCAAACUGUGUAACCUCAGGCACGCCCGUCACACACACACACACACACACACACACACACACACACACACACACACACACACACACACAUAGAUCACUUCAUAUAUUGCAAUCCAAAAAAUGUCAGUAUGGUCUUGUAUUGCUGUAACACAUUUUUAAACACAAAAUUUCAGCUGUACAGUCUGAGGAAGGUUUGACACCAGUGUCCACAUCCUGAGUUGACUGAAUGAAUUUUUCCAUCAUGGCUGUUUGAUAACUCAUAUACAAUGUGCUGUACUAUACAUUUUAAAUCCUGAAAUCCCUCAGUGACCCAAGCUGUAAAUACAACUGUGCGUUCAAGCUAGUUUUUUGUGUGUGUAUGCAUUGUAGUAGCUUUUAUUAGAAGGUUGUUUUUUUUUAAAGACCUGCAAUUCAUUCAUGCGAGUUACUCACACAUUGCUUCUGCUGGUCUUGUACUGUAGCUCCAUUAAACACAAUGUUGCAGAUGGAAAAGGAAAUACCAUGCAUAUCACCGUCUCUUGCCAAAACUCUUAUUUUCCGCUGUGUUUUUGUUACAUUUAUCGAUGGGCUUCAACUGGAGCCAAGUUUUGUUCCUCUACUGUUCUUUUUCAUUUUGUAAUGUUGGAUCUGUUGUCAAGAGCGCUUUUAUGAGAUAUUGUGAUGUUGUUAGUUGAUAAGUAGCGAUACUUGAUGUAAUUUAUCAGUGUGCAUCCUUGUCCCUCUUGGUUUGAAUUCAAAAUAAAACAAGCUGUGACCUGU
This is a messenger RNA of Siniperca chuatsi (mandarin fish), 2261 nucleotides long. RefSeq names its product neuronal vesicle trafficking associated 2 (gene nsg2). NCBI's taxonomy places the organism in Eukaryota, Metazoa, Chordata, Actinopteri, Centrarchiformes, Sinipercidae. The transcript has 5 exons. Gene Ontology annotation, molecular function: clathrin light chain binding. Gene Ontology annotation, biological process: endosomal transport; clathrin coat assembly; G protein-coupled dopamine receptor signaling pathway. The record is from RefSeq and is a predicted model, not a curated record. Bases 347 to 895 code for a protein of 182 amino acids. Gene Ontology annotation, cellular component: endosome; membrane.